Messenger RNA from Papaver somniferum (opium poppy), 1294 nucleotides. RefSeq lists its product as uncharacterized. NCBI's taxonomy places the organism in Eukaryota, Viridiplantae, Streptophyta, Magnoliopsida, Ranunculales, Papaveraceae. The record is from RefSeq and is a predicted model, not a curated record. Bases 4 to 1182 code for a protein of 392 amino acids. The transcript is spliced from 7 exons.
CAAAUGAUAAUGCUGAAAAUUACCCCAUUAACAUGUUGGAUUCUCAUAUUCACAGUAUUUGCUAGUGAAGGAUUAGUUGAAGGAAUAGCAACUAGGAAAGUAGUAAACAAUGCAAUAAUCAAAACCAUCGAGGUUGAAAAAACAGAGAUCAUCGAUUGUUAUGAUGUUCACAGACAGCCUAGUCUUAACCAUUCUUUGCUUUAUAAUCAUACAAUACAAAUGAGACCAAGUUUUUACCAAAAAGGAAUGAAUUCAAGUAAUUUAGGAACGUUUCAACUUGCACAAACUUGGCAUAAGUAUGGAUCAUGUCCUGAAGGAACAAUCCCUAUUCGGAGGAAAGGAAAAUAUUACAACCCCGUAUUUUUGCGCAAACAUUAUUAUCCAAGAUUAUCACCUACAUCACCAUCAAACAACAUUAUAAAUAACAAUACGACCCGCGAGUACGCUAUAAUUGAGGCGCGAGGUAAUUUUCUUGGAGCAGCAGCACAAAUAAAUCUUUGGAAACCAUUUACUGAAACAAAUGAAAUGAGUACGUCUCAAAUCUGGAUUGCAUCUGGUGAAUACCAAGAUCUCAAUACUAUUGAAGUUGGAUGGCAUGUGUCCCAAGACAUAUAUGGCGACGACCAACCAAGACUUUUCGCACACUGGACAACGGACGGAUACACGAGGUCGGGUUGCUUCAACCUCCUUUGUGAUGGUUUCGUGCAGACAUCGUCAGAUUUUUCUCUUGGUUGCAAUUUCACAGAGGUGUCCACUUUCAAUGGAGACCAAAAAGAUGCCACCUUCAGUAUUUCAAAUGACCGAAGUAAUGGAAACUGGUGGGUACUAAUGCAAGGUCUUCCAGUCGGUUAUUAUCCAAGCUCUCUCUUUACGGAAUUAUCAAAAACAGUAACAUCCGUACAAUGGGGGGGAGAAAUUAUUAUUAAUAAUAAUAAAGGACGGCAUACUUCGACUCAAAUGGGUAGCGGUCAUUUCCCUUCUGAAGGUGGUUUGAAAACAUCGAGUUAUUUUAAUUGGGUUCAAGUAUUUGAUGAAAAUCACAUAGUACAUACACCUGAAAAUAUUGAGAAAAAAGUUACAAAUCCAAACUGCUAUGAUUUGGAAAUUGACAGUGACCAUUAUAGUACAAAUGGUUAUGGCUUUUAUUAUGGGGGUCCCGGUUAUAAUAUUAAAUGUCAAUAAUUAAGUGUAUUGUACAUUCCAUGCUUCCAAAGAAAAAUAAGGAUUUUCCUUUCUAAAUUUUAUGAUAAUGGUUGGUAUAUUCAAUAAGAGGGUUUGUUCUUAUUACCAGAAA